AUGUGCUCAAUCUUGAGAGCUUCCAACCGUCCUGCUUCAUGGACUCUGGACCAGCCAGAGUCUUUCGUCGACAAUGAAGAAGCUAUCAACUCAUGCGAGUUUCGCACUUCCAACAUCACCACCUCUGAGUUUUCCUCUGCUGGCUUCCAGAAAGUCUCAGAGACGUCUACCGAGAACAUUGAACUUGCUCUUUCUGGUGCUAGCAUUUCACCUGAUUCCAACAUGACCCACUCCAUCGUCAAGAUCGAGGCGCGCUUCGAGAAUAACGUCACAGGAGUUUCUGUUCAGAAAUUCAGCACUGGACUGCUUGUCAACCCUGACCUCGUCGUCACCGGAAGCGAAGCUGUCUUUGAUGACGAGUACCAUCUUGGCGCUGCUAAGCAGGUUACUUGUUACCUCGGCUAUCGCAGCCGUGGAUCUGCUGAGAGUCAGCGACGAUACGGCCAACGUGUUGUUUUCUCCGCCGACUGGGCUGAGGAUUCUGGUAGACGUUCUCGGGAUAUCGCUUUCAUUCAGCUUGCUCAGGCUCCUGCUGAGGCAGCUCCAGUCCAGGAAGAGCCUGUCGAGCAAGUCCCUGUUCCCGUUACUGAACCGACCGAAUAUGUUAGCGACGAGACCCAAGUCCCCGAACCCAUUGCUCAGCCCGAGUCAGAGCCAGCUAUUGAACAAGUCGAGGCUCCAGCCCCUGUUUGUGUAGAGCCUGCUGUCGAGGAGCCCGUAUUCGACUUCCCUGCUCCCGCAGUCGAACCUGUCUCCGAGCCUGCUUCUGAGAGCGGCUACGUUGAGGUCCAAGUUGUGGAUGAGACACCCGAUACUUCCGUCGCUGAAGAGACCGAUCCUUUCUACGAGACCAUCAAGACCAUCUCACAGAUUGACACCAAGACUCUCGAUAUCGAGUCAUCGCUUAUUGACGAUGUCGGUCAAUUUGUCAGCGUCGCUGCUGGAGCUCUCGUCCAUCACGUCACUGGCGCAGAGGCCAUCAUGAGUGGCAAGUCAACUAAACUCGCUGGUGUCUCUGAGCGUGCUCUCCUUGCCGAAGCAUCUCUUCAGGCUGUUCUCGCCAUUGAGCAGUCUGAUGAACUUGACGAGAUUGUCGCAAACAUGAAGCAGAACUGGACUGCCAAUGCUCCACAAGUCGACCAGCUCUCUGUUCUUCUUGCCCCUUACCUCGCUGAAGCUGCCCGAUGCAUUAUCGAGUACUAUCAGGAAGAUGACAUUGCACAGGCUGCUACAGCCAAGUCUUCCAAGCGCCGAAACCUUGGUCUCCGACAGUUCCCUACUCAAGAGAACACCAAGGCCUUUGUCAAAGGUAUCUUUGGUCCUACCCUCCUUCUGUCUGGUCGCCAAGACGUCUUCUCUUCCCUUGGUCCUGUUCUUCGAAGUGCCGUCUCUGCUGUUGAACAGAUUGUGUGCGAGGCUGGAAAGACUGCUGUGUCUGAGAUUACGCCCAAGCUUCUUGAAAGGUACAAGGGAGCUGCCCCCGCACCCGGCGACGUCCAAGCCACUCGUGUCCUCGUCGAACGUGCCAUCAUGGCAGAUGUCGCCUACCAGGCCCUUUCAACCCUUUCCCAGGAGAAGCUUCAGGCUCUCAAGGUCAUUCCCCUCGACAAUGAGAUUCCCCAGUGCGAUAAUGUCUUUGACUUGAUCAAGUACAUCAUUCAGAAGAUCGGCCCUGUUUGUCUUCACGAUGCCAAGCAGGCUAUUCACAAGUUCUUUCCUCUUCUUCUCGAUCCUGUCAACACAGUCAAGCCCACUGUGGCCGUUCCCGUCAAGACUGGCAGCAGCAAGCUUGCUCUUCGCGAUUUCCUCAGUAGCAAGAAGGGCUCUGUCAAGACUAUCUAA
Molecule: messenger RNA, 1842 nt
Organism: Fusarium pseudograminearum CS3096
Lineage: Eukaryota; Fungi; Ascomycota; Sordariomycetes; Hypocreales; Nectriaceae
Exons: 3
Coding region: 1-1842 (613 amino acids)
Source: RefSeq, a predicted model, not a curated record